Pocillopora meandrina is the source of this 9475-nucleotide messenger RNA. NCBI's taxonomy places the organism in Eukaryota, Metazoa, Cnidaria, Anthozoa, Scleractinia, Pocilloporidae. The record is from the annotation of a GenBank genome assembly.
CGCAUUCCAAAACAGCUUGAAGGGGGCUGGGAGCGUGCAGAUUUUCGUGUUAGUGAUAUUUCCAACUCUUUAGAGCUUUAAGUAAAGAACCUGUUGUUUAUAUUUUCCACUCUUGGUGGCACUUACGGUCAUUGAAACCAUCUGGAGCAAACGGUAUCGUCAAAAGACACUACGGAAGCCACGGUAAGCGAUUUCACACAGUGGUCUUAUUCAAAUCAUUCAGAAUGAUGCCUCCUACACUUGACUUGCUUCGUUGAAUACUUGCAGGAAGGGCGUUCAUUGAACAUUUUUGGAUUGUUUAAGAAAUCGCUCACAGUGGAACAUGAUAAAUCUUAGAAAAGCUGGUUGGAUUGGUAAGAAACUUACAUUAAACCUCAGAGUAUAAAAGUUCACAUUGCUCUUGUAGCUAUACGUUCAGCGUGAAAUUCUUCAUUAGAACACGAAAUUUAUUAUUUAAGAAAAAGCAUAACUUUCUUACUGAUAAAACUUUCUCUAAAUUUGAACUUGUUCUCGUUUUUAUCUUCAUUUCUUACCUAGAGUUCUUUCCCAACUUUGAUCUCUCUAAGUAUACUGUCAAUAGUGGUCACAUUUUAGCUACAUAAAUGUAAGACCUAGUUAAUGUACACUCGUACAAUUAAUUUUGUCUUAAAUACAAAAUCUUUUUUGAAUGGAUCGUACAGAAAUAUACUUACUUAUACUUGAGCACAGUUAAUAUGAGAAAUGUGAGGGGAUAAAUUUUAUUCAUUUUAAGUUGUAUUUUCAUGAGCAAGUUCUCCAAAAAAAGUCUUGUGGCAAAACGUGAAAAUUUUUAGACUUAAGAUCACCUCAUAUAACCUCACAGUAUCCAUAAUCCUGCAAAAAGUGAUAUCCUUCAUUAAGGAUAUUGCAUUCGCACAUGCUCAUCUAAUAUCUUUUUUACAGGUGUUCUGUUGAUGUGCAUGCAAUUAUGUGUAGCAGUCAAUAUCACUGUUGAUGCUACAGUUGGAAUAUUUCUUCAAAAAGAACUUCUUUUCCAAGGUUUUAGUUCAAGUCCUUGUAAGUGUUCACAAUUUCAUGGUAGAAUGAUGGUAAAAUUUUUUUUCAGGUCUGAGGAAAAGUAAGAUUAUUGUCACAAAAUCGAUGUGAUGUAUUUAACUUUAGUACGCUAUACUUGUAUGUUGCUUGAGAUAAAAAGUAGAGCUUUUUGUUGAUUACUACAAAAUGCAAUUAUUAUCCAUCUUGACUCUAUCAUUAAUAAUUUUGUUCACAUUUAUGUACAAAAGAGUUUACAAGCUCAGUCCUUCAAACUAUAAUUUAGCUAAUUGGUUCAAUGUUUUGGGUUGACUAAGGAAUAGUGGCAGUCUAGUGAAAACCCUUAAAUACUCUGUGCUUGAGAGGGGUACUCUUGGACAGUUGCCUUUGGUGUUUUUUCACAGGGCAAUGACCACUCUACAGAAAUGGUCCAUUUAGUCCAAUUACAAAAUUAUUGAUAUAGUUUUCCUUAGAUUUUUCACACUUUCCAUUACGUGAUGUCACUUCAAUUGACAGCUCUCUUAUGGUGUUGAAUCACUUGAUUUUACACUGAUUAUUUUUUUUAUAUAAUUUUUAUAGAGUAUCAUCCUGUUAACUGGCAGUGUUGGUCUCAGUAUUACUGCUGUAUGACUUCUAUUCUGGUAUAACCAGAAAAGGGGCGCUGUGAGAAAUGUUGACUCUACCAAACACUUUGUCACUGUGGUCUUGGCUGAAACUAGGAUUUCCAUUUCAAAGUCUAGCACAUAAAUUAGUUAAUUAUCAAGUUUUCAAACAAGUUCACAGAAUAGAACAAUGAUGCUUUUUCAUAAAGAAACCCUAAACUGUCCACUAAAAAAACAACUGAUAUUGUGUAAGGACUCCUAACAAAAAUGAGAAAAUGACCAAGUUGUUCGUUAUAAAGUGGAUAACAGUAAAUCCUCCUGUUGCUGUACUGAAUUUUCUGACUAAAUUUUGACAACUUGAACUAUUCUUUAAUCAGACAUGGAGAAUACUCUCUCAUAACAUGAUACUGUUUUUCUGUUUCUACAGUUCUUCAGGAGUCAACCCUGAAUGACAUUGAUUUAUUGUUUGAACAUCUUCUUUCAACUAAAGUAAUACUCAUAGUUAGAUGAACUGAUUGAUGAUCAUCUUUUACUUACAGCUGAUCCUGUAAAGUUUAUAGCUUCCAAAUCAGGAUCUCCUGACCUUCCCACUUGGUUACGCCUUGAACAGCGUGAGCCUUCAGACAGAGCAUUUAUCUAUGGUACUCCUGGGCGUGAUGUGUCCAUUCAAGUUGUUUUGGAGGUAAGACAAUUUCAGUAGUUAGAGUGAAAAAGAAUGUGUGGUGUUUUUAUUGUCAAGAUUGAGUUUGUUAGAUUACCUUUUACUCUAACAAGCCCCUCUUUCCAAAGAGCCCUUGGUCACCCAACAUGUGCCCUGUAACACACCCCUUACUGUCCCCUCUCUCCACUCAUAAGUUAAUGUGCUCUUCUCUCUCAGGAAUUUCUUGCCUGGAGGUCUUGAAAAUGUGUAAGUUAUUCUGGGGAGUGGAGUUGGAGAGUUUGGCUCUGAGCAUUAAAUUUAUGGGACUUUGAUUUUAAAUUUUCUUCCUAUAACUAGGGUCAUUGUUCCAUUGAAAAUUUAUAAUUAUAUUAUUGUUAUUUGCACUAAUAAUUGUUGGUGACCUGCAAGGGUGAUCAUUACGUAGUUCGUAUGUUAACACUGACAUUUAUUUUUUACCACUUUUCCUUUAGGUUACUGCAUGGAAUAAAACAGACUACACAACCAAAAGACAAGAUGUUGUUAUUAACAUUGAUAAAUCAAAAGGUUUGCACUACUUAUGCCACUUUCAAAUUAAAAUUUACUUAUUAUAAUGACUAAGUGUAGAACAAUAAGGAUUAGUAGUUUGGAUGCUCUACCAUUUAGCUAUAGGAGAUUUGUGGCAAGCUAGGCAGUUUGACUAGGUCUAUGGGGACAAACUACCUGCAUACUGCUAAGAUAGGAAUGAAGCUCUUUGAGUAAAAAACUUAACCUACAUAUCAAGAAACAAAUUCUCGCAACCCUAAAUGAUUUAAAUACAGAGCCUUUCUUAACACUCAAAGGCUAAUCAUUGUAAUCUAUGAAUUUAAAUUACAGAUAUUCCACGUUACCAGGCAGAGUUUCUUGUAAAAAACAGCAGUAUUGAUGAAUUCCUGGAGAGAAAGGAAAGUGUAAACUUUGUGGAAAAGGUGAAGCAGAUUUGGCAGCCACAACCUGGUGGAGUGAAAGUUACAGCUGUGGAGUCAAAACUGGACAGAAAAGGCAGGGUGCCAAUUCCACCACAGAAAGAGGGGUAGGACUUUUAGGAAAUGGCCAUCCAAAAAUAAAAUAUUUAGGAGUCUUCAUUUGGGAAUAUAAAAAAAGGAGCAAGAGAAUAGCCUGAAGGUACAGGAGAAUAAUCUUUGUGUCUGAAUGAAAAAUAGUGCCAUGGAUCAAAAUUUAGCCUGAAAUUUCGUGUAAUGGAGAGAGAAUUCUCUGACUUAUUCAGUUUUUUCUAGAUAAAUCUGGAUAAAAUUUGAAUGCCACAGCUAUGAGCAUCAUAUAAAUUGAAAAAUUUGAUAACCUGGUUCUAUUCUACCAAAUGAAAAUAAUGUUUGUUAGAUUUAGAGAGUAAACAUGGAAAGAAUUCUGAAUUUUUUGUUAUGGAGAAAUAAAAUGGUAUGAGACCAAAAUGAAAUUUUUUGUGACCUAUUCAAAUUUUAAUCAGAAUAUACACUCAUAGAAAAAAAUAACUGUCUUGUUUGCAGAGUCUAUAUCACAGUUGGGGGUGCAUCAACUUAUGAAGUGCUUAAACAAGAAUACAGAGGCUGUGCAGGUUUACGGGAUUCAUCCAACAGCAAGUUCCCACCCUUUGAAAUUGACUGGUGUGAAUUUAAAUUGGUGAGGUUUGAUACUUUUUUUGACCAAAAUUUAUUGUUUAGUAAAAGAUUUCCAUUCUAUUCACAUGCUCUAGAACAUUGAAAAUUAUAAGAAACUUCAAGUGAGAAAUUCCCUAGUGCAAAACUGAGAUUUUCUUUUAAUUGAAGGCUUGUGAGAAAUGAAACAAAACACUCCUACAAUUGUAUUUCCUUACAGAUGGAUAAGGAUGACACAGCUGUUGUUGUCAGUAAUACCACCACAACAGAGGUCAGCGGAGAAGGAUUUGAUGAAUCAACAUAUGUGGCACCUGUGUUUGACUCUUCUAUCAGGGACUUUGGAAGUGAUUUUCUCCUUUUACUAAUCUUGCCUCUUGCCGUUGUUGUUAUCAUAGCAAUCAUUCUAGCCAUCAUCAUGUUUUGCUUUCGUGAAGGAAGGUGAGCUUAAGUUUGGGUAGCCACAAUGAUUUCUGUUACUUGACUGUAUUAGAGUCUUUUCUUAUCAUUUUUCAUGAGAAAAAACCUUUGUUGUUGUAUCCAAGCAGUUUAAUCCAUUUCCAAAACCAUUACAUCUCCAAAGUAAAAAAAAACACAUGCUGGAACAUCCUGAUAACCAAAAAAAAGUUUUUGUAUUUUGUUCAUGUAAAAAACUCAGUGUCCUGUUCAGGAAACAAUAAUUAAAGUAAUGUUCUGCAGUGGUAAAAUAAGUGAUCACAACAGAAAGUCAGCACAGAGAAAAAUGCCACCAGGAGUGAAUGAGAACUCAAAGUAAAAACACGCAAACUUGUUAAAGCUAAGGAAAAGGCUCUUAGUGACCAAGUUGCAAGGGGUUUUAGUUUUGAACCUGAUUUGUUGAGAAGGAGACUGAAGUCUACUGGACCAAUCACAGAGCAAAGUUAAGCAAAACCAAUUUGAUACAAUCCUGAAUUUACUUUCAGCAUUCAGUAUAAAAUUGCUCUAUUAUUUUGGAUGAUUUUGUAAACUUUAGUUCGAUAUGAUUCACAAUACCUUAAGUCUUAUUCAUUUUUCAUGUUGAAGAGAAUUUUCUUUCACCUACAUAUGGUACAGGCCAUUGUUUGCUAUUCACAAGAAAGGCCAAGUUUUUUCUCUUAUACAAUAAAUUUCAUACUUAAAUGUUUUAUUAAAUGGUAAAUUUUAAAUUGCCACUUUGUUAGCUACAUUUUAUUUUCAUCAUUAUUUUUUAGGCCAAAGAGGGAUUCUGAAACUCCAAGGUUUGUGUUAAAGUGAUUUUUGACCAAUUAAGGUGUUGCUGUGUCAUUAUCAAAUGUACAUUGAAAUAUAAGUUAUAAAUGAAAGCUAUAAAACAGUGUACCAUGAAAAAUAAUCAAGUAAUGUCACCUUAUAAGCAGAUGAUUUUAGAUUACAGUACUGUUGUAUCCAUCUUUGCCUCUCAUUCCUUUUUCCAUCUGGUUUAAGUGAUACCUUACUCAAUAUUUAACACAACCAUGUACAGCUUGAAUUGCGAUUUGUCAUAUUUCGUGACAAUGCCAUCCAUAGAUAUGAGAAAAAUUACUCAUCUGACAAUGUUCUUUCUCACUUACACCACUGACUCAGCUACAAUUAUGACACAUUUUCAUUUCCUUUGUUUCUCCAUCCUUGGUAGUCUGUUUUUACUUAAAGUGUUAAGCUAUGAAACAUGUACAUCGCAACAUCCACUCACAAUCCAGAUCAGACAUUCUUUAAAAGUUUGUUAGAAAUGACUCAGGGCUAAGGGUAAAUUUUACAAUAAUUUUAAAAUGUGUUUCUUUGCAGACCACAGCUGUCUCAUCAUGACUCCAUUCUGAGAGCAACUUUCCGUUUGAGACAGUUGUCCCAUCAAAAUGGUGAUGCUGUAAAUGACGGUUCAGAUCAUGUUCCACAGCCCAAGGAGACAUCCACACCUUACAAGCAGUAAGUGAAGCUUUAAUUUGUUGGUUAUCAUGAAUCAGAAUAACACCAUUGCUUUUUGCUCCAUCAGAUUUAUUAACUUUACUUUAGGAGAGGUCUGGAAUUGCAGGUCAACAUCUGUAAAGUUUAAGGCUGUUAUCAUGUAUGCUACAUUGUUUAGUCAGAUUACAGGUGUAAACAUGCCCAGGAUUAUGGAAUAAUUUCAUGCAUCUUAACCUGUCCUUUGUAAGUUAAGCAUUCAGUUCCACUUAAAACUUAUUGGCAACCCUGUAAGGCUCUCCAUGUUUCCUCUUCAGGAAACCCCCUCCGGGUCAGCGUGAAUAUGAACCAGAACCAGAACCACCCAUGGGAGCACCUCCUCCUUACCGCCUUCCACCACAGCCAGGUGUUAGUGUGUCAGCACCUAAUGGGAACAACCAAUAUUACCCAGGCUCUGCUCAAGGUGACUGAAGGUGGCUUUGUGAGUAAGAUUUUUGAUUUGAUAAGUCUGAGAACAGAGGAGUGGAAAACAGGUUGGACAGCCCAGUUCCUGCAGGAAGAGCAAAUUCUGAUUACAGCUAAGAAAAUUGUUUUUAAUAGCAAAUUUGUCAGUUGUAAGGCGUAAACCAGUGGUUUUUGUUUUAAAAGACAUUUCUACUUUUAAAUUUAAAAUAGGCUGAAAUCAUAUGAUCUGCUGAAACAUGAAAGUUUCACUUACAUUCUAUGAAUAUUCCCGAGUUUUUAGUUGUGAUAAACAGAAUAAUUUCAUCAAGUUUUGCAAAAAUUCAUUUCAGAAAAUCAUUCUGACUAAUCAUAAUUUCAUUUAGUGUAUAUUGUAGGACAGUGAAUCACUGUCAGAAUAAUUUUCCAGACAUGGGACUUGCAUUAGUUAAUCUUCACUCACAUGUUGUUGGAAUUUUUUUAAAUGGAUGUCAUACAUAUUUGAACCUUAUUUGAGUUGAUCAUUCACCAACAGAAAGUGUUCUAUUUAUUGUUUCAACUCCUGUGUAUGAAAUCACCUUGUAAUUGGAAAUUACUUAAUGAUUUAUAUUUGAAUUUUAACCUGAAUCCAUCCACAAUCAUGUUUUCAACUUGGUCAGAGAAUACAUCCAUGUUAGACUAAGAGCUACAUUGUGUUGUUGAGUUCAUCUCAUGCUAUAGUAUAGUUUUUAUUUCCUUUCAUUCACCCCAGUUUUCUAAUGAGUAAUUUUCUGGUAAAGUACUUGAAAAAAGAAACAAUGAUAAGGAGAUUGAAUAAAGAAUGAACCCAUAGAAAAUUGGGCACUAAGUUCUUGAUCUCAGGCCAUUUUAUUGGACUGGUUUUAAGCAAAACCUCUACAUUUUCAAGAAGCCAGAGAGAAUGAUGAUGUCCUCUCUAGGCUAAAGUUAUUUAAUGUCUCCAGGAAAAAAAUUUUAACUUGUCUUAUGUAUACCAUGCCCAAAAUAGGAAUCAUUUUUCUAGUUUUUUUCCUUGUCUUAUGGCAAAGUAGUUUGAAUCAGUUCUAACAUAAUUGUUGAUCACAAAGUUCACUUCAAGUUAUCAUUGUUUUUCAUUCAUGGUGUUCUCCUGUUUUCCACUCUCAUUGCUCAGGCCAAUGCAUAACACAACACAGCUCAUUUACAUUAACUACUACAAUUUAACAACCAGAACUAACACUUUUGUUCUUAAUCCUUUACAUCCUAACAACAGUGUCCAUAGACUCCAUACUCUCCUCUAUAUAGAACCUAUCAAUCGGUAUUUUACUCUCCUGACAAGGAGAGUUCAUUUAUCAGUCAAUUGAAAGCUUCUUAAGUUGGCAAACAUUUUUUUUCUUAUUCUCAUGAUCUUAAUGAAAGAUUCAGUGGUAUUACUAAGAGGAGGAAGCACAUCAGUGGUAUUACUAAGAGGAGGAUGCACAUGCUGGUCAUUCUUAGAGUUUAAAGGGUUAACUAAUAAUAAUUAGUCGUCCACAAUUAUUAAUUGUCACUCAUUUGCCAUACAUCAGAACCUGACAGUGAUGAAUUAUACUGUGCAGUUUACAUUGAUUGUCUUCCUUCCGUCUCCAUUAAGUUUGGUGUAUACACUUGAUUGCAGAAAAAGUUGACAUCCUUGAUACUUUUAUCAUGGGCAGUGAGGCCUAAUGCACCAAUCAAUUUAAGAUUUCAACAUCCUCUUCCUCCCCCCUCAGCAACCCAUGGGCACUUGACUGUUAUUGGUGCCUGAGGAUGAGAAGAAUUUGAACCUUGCCUGCUACAGUGGGUGACUGGUAGUGUCAACUCUUUUCAGUAGAUCCAGCACUUAGAUGGGGUAUUUGCCAUGGGGGGCAGAAUGUUAAUAAACCAAUCUUCAAAAGUUCAAACACCUACCCUCAAAUAUCCCCUGCCCCUUGGCAGGGGGAUGUUGAAGCAUCAAAUUCUUGUUGGAUGAAUAUCAGAAAGACAAUUUUAUGAUAACCACAACACUUGCACUCAGUGAAUGAUAGAAACUGUCUAAGCAUUUUGGAAAUGAAAGAACUUUCAAAAAGAAUUUUUUCACUCUAAACAAGGACUAAAAUGAAUCACUGAUUCAGUAAAUAUACAUAAACUGCCCAUAUAGUCUAUGGGUGUCAUAAUUUGUGGUUCAAGCUCUUUAGGUGUUAAGGCCUUUGCAAUCAAGUGUCUACGUUCUAAUUGUUAUUCUAAGAAAAAAUAAUGGAUUUUAAGCUCAGCAACACACUAAACAUGUCUAUUCUCCAAACUAGAUAUCAAAUUAAAAGCUGUCCAUGUAUAAAAAUUCAUUUUAUGUCCAACAUGUUUCAGUUUUAUCCAUAGGGUUAUUUAUUUGUUAUUUUUGUUACAAUAUUUGGUAAUUAAAUAUUUAUUAUCUUCAUUUUCAGAUGUGUCAAGGCAUGAGAGGCCACCUCCAUUUAUGAGCAGUGGAAAUGUACACUGAUCAUGAAACCUUUUUGAGAAAAAUUAAUUUGGUUAAUUAAUGGCUCAAACUUUGUUAAUAUUGUGUAUUUGUUAGCUUUUUUAUACCUUUUGUAAUGAUGGAAAUUUUGAGGUAAAUUCAGAGUAAACAUUUAAAAGACUUGGAAAAGCACAGUGACUGAAGAUGGGUUGAUGGAUGUUUAAUGGACUGUAGUGUACUGUUGCCAUUGUAAAGUUGGUGUUUUGGUUUUUUUAAUAUGUCAGUCUGUCUUGUUUUCAGGGUGAUGUAGUUCAUCUCUUCUGUAUGAAGUAACUUUGCUAACCUGAAAGUGUUUAUUUGAUAUGAAACAAGGGUAUCUUGUUAGUUUGGUGUGUUAGUUUAUAAUAAACAGCUUAUGUUUGUAUCUUCUGGGGUCUCUAUUUCUUUUCUUCAGGUAAUGCCAAGUGGCUCAUCCUGCCAGACCUUAUUCUAAUCUCUGUGGCUUAAAGGGACUAGAAGUAUUGCUAUCCAUUAACACUUUGAAAUACCUUGAUAGGUAGAAAGUCUCAUGCAUAUGGAACAAUUUGAAAUAUAAUAUGUGGGAAAAUCAUGCAAAGUUAAAUGACAUUGAUUCAAAACGUUCUUGAGUCAUUCCAUUCAUGGUCAUAAUAAUUUGCAUCCUCAAGUAACAGACUUCAUGCAUGUUUGUGGCUUUGUCUUUUUUUCCCUUCAAAGAAUUUUUUUCAUCUCCCCAAUUUAAAGUGGAUACCAACAAUUUGUACAGCAAAUUUAUGCCAUAAAAAAUGUGGGUCACUGUGCUCUUGUAAGAAAGGCC